Molecule: messenger RNA, 3798 nt
Organism: Heteronotia binoei (common prickly gecko)
Lineage: Eukaryota; Metazoa; Chordata; Lepidosauria; Squamata; Gekkonidae
Gene: DBNL
Product: drebrin like
Exons: 14
Coding region: 220-1674 (484 amino acids)
Biological process (GO): positive regulation of dendritic spine morphogenesis; regulation of actin filament polymerization; postsynaptic actin cytoskeleton organization
Cellular component (GO): postsynaptic membrane; site of polarized growth; plasma membrane
Molecular function (GO): actin filament binding
Source: RefSeq, a predicted model, not a curated record
AAAGGAUUCAAACUGAACCAUCCUGGCAAAUAGGCGGCGUGGGUUUGCCCGCCUCCCGCUUGGCCCCGCCCCGGUGCAGCAGCAGCAGCAGUAGCAGCGACGAGCGCAGGUCUCCUCCGCUCAGCGCCAGGCCAGGCGGAGCCGGAAGCCGGCGAAGACUGAGCCAGCAACUGCGGGAAGGCAGGCAGUGGCAGUCGUGGUGGCGGCAGUGGCUCCUCCAUGGCGCUGAACCUGAGCAAAAAUGGGCCGGCGCUGCAGGAGGCCUACGGCCGGGUCGUGGCCUCGACGAGCCCGACUGACUGGGCUCUAUUUACCUAUGAAGGUAACAGCAAUGACCUAAGAGUGGCUGGUACUGGAGAUGGUGGUCUGGAAGAGAUGGUGGAAGAACUCAACAGUGGGAAAGUGAUGUAUGCUUUCUGCAGGGUGAAAGACCCCAACUCCGGUUUGCCCAAAUAUGUACUUGUCAAUUGGACUGGCGAAGGUGUUAACGACGUGAGAAAGGGAGCCUGUGCCAACCAUGUCAGCACUGUAGCAAACUUUUUAAAGGGUGCUCAUGUGACUAUAAAUGCUCGGGCUGAGGAGGAUGUGGAACCUGAAGUUAUAAUGGAGAAAGUGGCCAAGGCUUCAGGAGCAAACUACAACUUUCACAAAGAAGGCAGCAAGUUUCAGGAUGCAGGUCCUCAGGCUCCAGUGGGAUCUGUCUACCAGAAAACAAAUGCCCUGUCUGAGAUUAAGAGAGUUAGUAAAGAUAACUUCUGGGCCAAAGCAGAGAAAGAUGAGGAGAAUCGCCGACUAGAAGAGAAAAGAAAAGCAGAAGAAGAGCGUCAACGUCUAGAAAAAGAACGGCGAGAACGUGACUUACAGGAAGCAGCUUUACGUGAGCGUAGAUUUAAGGAGCGAGCCAAUGAAAUUGAUGCUCAGAAGAGAUUCCAACAACAGCAGGAAACUGAGUCAAGAGAUAAAGAGAAACAACAAUGGAAGGAGCAGGAAGAAGAACACAACAGAUUGCAGAAAAGUUUCCGAAGGAGUGAGUCAGUGGAGAAAGCCCAGGAAGCAGCAUCACUGAUAGCGCAAAGAUCGGUGAAUCCCCGGGAAAUAUUCAAGCAAAGGGAACGAUCAAUGUCCACAGAAGCAGCAGCCAUCAAUUCUCAGCCAGGCAAGUUGCGGAGCCCUUUCCUGCAGCAGAACAGUCAAACAGAAACUCCUGUGUCCCCUGUCCGUCCUGCUGUGCAAGAUGUUCACCCUCCUCCUGUUGUUCAUUCGUCUGUGCAUGACACACCUCCAGUCUCUCCUGUUCCUGAACCUGGUGAUUCAAUAAGGCAGGACAAUUACAAAUCGGCCCCACCUGUCUUCCAACCAGAGGUGGAACAAGACACUGUGUAUGAAGAACCCCCGAAUGAACGAGUUAUCUAUGACGAGCCCCCUCAGGAACAGCCUGAAGAUGUUAAUUAUGAAUAUGCUGAGAACUACCAGCAGAACCUUAACCUGGAAGGAAAAGGUUUAUGUGCUCGAGCUCUAUAUGACUAUCAAGCUGCUGAUGACACAGAGAUCUCAUUUGACCCUGAGAACAUUAUCACUAGCAUUGAAAUGAUUGAUGAGGGCUGGUGGCGUGGUUACGGUCCAGAUGGACACUUUGGGAUGUUCCCUGCCAAUUACGUGGAACUCAUUGAAUAGCCAGCCAGCCUACACCAGAGGAAGAAUGCAAGCAAUACCCGAAAAGAAGAGCUCCAUCCGAUCUGAUUCUUCAAGGUGAAAUUGUAUGGCUUAUAAGAGUGAAGUGCCAUUGCUCUGCUCCCUUGUUGCUGGAGCAACAUCCACAGCUGCCUGGUGAAGCAGAACUUUUCCUUUGCCGCCUUUUUGUUUUCCAUAACUGAUGUUUACAGUUGAAGAUAGGAAAUCAAUCUUGGCAGUGAAUAACACUUCAGUUUUUUGAGGGGUAGGGAAUCAUUUGAGGAUAAAGGCAUUAGCCAAAAAAAAUAGUCUCCAGACAUACUCUCUGGCCAUCAUUAUGGGUAUUUAGAAGAUAAGAAAAGGCCUAAUAGCAGAAACAGCGGAGCUUAUAGUACGAACCACUUCCUUAUUCCAUGUGUUGCAUCUUCCAAAGUAGCACAGGGGAAGAUCUUGAAAAAUGCCUAUGUGACUUAGUAGCCUGUUUGUAAUUUAUCACUGAGAUUUGGGUUGCAAUCUGCAGCCUGGUUAUUCCAGAUCACUUUAAUUGAUUGCAAGUUUACAAACUUUUGAGAGAUGCAGUCCAAGACAAACUCUGUGGAAAUGAUUGAAUUGUACAACAGCUCUGCUGGGUUUCUUGUGCAUUUCCCUUCCAUUUCAACAGAAUAAUCAGUCCAUGGAAUAAGAUUGCACCCUUAGACUUCUCUACAGCUUGUGUGAGGACUGAGUUUGUCUGGCUUUUAAAUUUUAAUGUGUUUGUAGAAGUUUUCUCCUUUUGAUUGCAAGAAAGAACCUCACAAUAUAGUAUCUUCAGAUAUUACAUUGGAUAUAAAUGCCAUCAGUGCCGGCAGUAAUUUAAUGCCCUGGAAGCUGUAUGAGCUUUGAACUGUGGUAUACACUGAUCUAAACUAUAAUGCUGUAUGCGUGUGAAUGCGUGUGUGGGGUGUGUUGAGUGAUUCAAUUAAUAUAAGAGGACCUUGAUUUCUGCAUUAUCUUUUCUGGGUUUUAAAAAGCCUUUUAUAGCAUUGAGAUAGGGUUUGGAUACAACCCCCUCCAAUAAUUAAGUAUAAUAGAAUAUAAAUAAUCUUCUGGCAGCCAAACACAGGAAUUAAUGUCAAAUUUGUGUGACACUUUGAAUCACUCUGAUUGGCAUCCACUAACUGUAUUAACUUAGCAAUGGCAUUUGUGGUGCACAUGUGGAUUCAAAUCCGAUAUUUUAAAUAGGUUCUGUCAGAUUCUCUAACUAGUACCUCUUCUUCAUAGUGAACUAACCACAGGUGUAGUUUGCAAUUUUAAAUUAGCUAAUUCUUUUUCACAUUCCUUUUUUCGUCUCUCCGAAGGCAGCUUGGAUGAGAUUCUCAAGAAACUUUCAGAACAUUUCCUAUGUGGAGACUUGGCAUGGGGAGUGGAUUUUUAUAAAGGGAGAAUCUUGCAAUUUGUUUGAGAGGCUGAAUAAAUGGUCUUGCCAGGUUGAAUUACAUUAUCCCUUGCCUUAUGCAUAAUGUGAUGAUUAUUAUGGAAAUAAGAGUCCCUGACACAGCUCUUUGAUAACCUCAUCCAACCUAGUUUCCCUUUAAUGGCAAAUAAGAAAAUGAUGUUUGUAUAAGAUAAUAAUCCAUUUUCAGAAAUCGUUUCAUUACCACACAUUCCUUCUUUCUUUCCCAAUCUGAGAAGCGAAAUCUAAAGUAUUUGUUGUGUUCCGUUUCUAAAUCUGGUUGCUGUGCUAUCCUUUCUGCUCCAACUGCACUGAUUUCCAGAUGUACUGUGAACCUUUCAAAAGCACUUUCCAUGCUAACCCGCAAUAUAAUUAAAAAUCAAUAUGGGACCUCCCUCCCCCAUGAAUGGAUUUUUAUCCUAUGUAGUGUUUUGUUUUGUGUUUUAAAUUCCAUCUUUCCUUUCAGGAACAAUAAAAGAAUUUCUGCUCAGAGACAGUUGUAGCAGGCCAGCAGCUGCUUCAUAGGGAUUCUUGAGUGUUUGUUUUUAUUAGACUUGUCAACGAUCAUGCAGAAUCAUUGCUGUUUACUCCAUCUCCUGUUUUUGUCAGCCUUCUUCAAUGCACAGAAGUUUGAGGUGGAAAAAAGCUUGUAUCAGGAUGAUCUGAAUAAUUAAAAAAUAAAGUGAAUAAAAUAA